This is a messenger RNA of Cylindrotheca closterium, 1467 nucleotides long. The record is from the annotation of a GenBank genome assembly. Lineage: Eukaryota; Bacillariophyta; Bacillariophyceae; Bacillariales; Bacillariaceae.
AUGACCAAUCCUGCAACAAUUUCCAGGACGUCCUCACACACAAUGAGACGAGUCGUGGGAGCCAAAGGGAAUGUAGUGAGAGUCUUUUCUCCAGCUUCUUCUACCGCCCCAGACUCGUCUUCUUCUUCUCCUUCGUCAUCAUUGGCGUACAAUCGAUUGGAAUCUCGACGUUCCUACCGAACAGUAGCCACGGCAUCGUCUCCUUCUUCUGCCUUUCCUAAAAAGACGAAUUUCAUCACUCAACCAAAACCACAACCACAACCACAAAACCGACAAUUGCAUUUUACCAAACAACCACCAUCCAAUAGCAAUAACAAUGCUGAUACCACGAAACGUUCCUUUUCAAGUGCCAGCAAGCGAGACUUUUACGAGGUUCUUGGAGUUUCCAAGUCUUCCAACAAGGCAGAAAUCAAAAAGGCAUACUUUGGAUUGGCCAAGAAAUAUCAUCCUGAUACCAACAAGGAUGACGAGGCAGCUUCGGACAAAUUCAAGGAGGUUACGGAAGCGUACGAAUGUCUCAGUGAUGAUGAACAACGAGGAUUGUACGAUCAAUUUGGACAUGCCGGAGUCGAUCCCAACUUUCAGGGCGGCAAUCCCUUUGGCGGCGGCGGUGGCAGAAAUCCGUUUGAGGGCGGAUUCAACUUUGGAGAUGGGAGCUUUCACUUUUCGGGUGGCAGCGGUGGUGGUGGCCAAAUUGAUCCCGAGGAACUCUUUGAUGCCUUUUUUGGUGGAGGUGCCCGACGGGCCCGUGGACCACGACGGGGGGCCGACCUCCAAAUGCACGUCCGACUCUCGUUUGAGGAGGCGGCCUUUGGAUCCUCGCAAGAUUUGCAUUUACGGUAUCAAGUUUUGAAUCAACAGAAUGGUCAAAUUGAAGUCAAGGAACGAGACGUGACAGUGGAUACCCCGGCUGGUAUCGAUACCGGCAUGAAUUUGCGAGUGACGGGUCAAGGAGCAGAAGGUGAUCCUGGUGCGCCUCGUGGAAACUUGUUGGUGCAAGUCUUGGUGGACGAUCACGAUUACUUCCACCGAGAAGGUUCGGAUGUUCAUGUGGAGGCACCCAUUUCGAUUAGUCAAGCCAUUUUGGGAGGAACGGUGGAUGUCCGAACCUUGGGUGGAGAAGUCGAAGUAACAGUGCCCAAGGGAACCCAACCAGAGACCAAACUUGUAUUAAGAAACAAAGGUAUUCAGCGCAUGCACGGUGCCGGUAAGGGAAACCAAUACGUUCACCUCAAGAUUGAAAUCCCCAAGUCGAUUACCAAACGACAGGAAGAACUCUUGAGAGAAUUCGAUGAAGAGACCAAGGAAACUGGAAAGGGUAUUUCUGGACGUUUAGCUGAAGCAGCAGGAUCUGCCUUUGAAUCCUUCUUUGGUGGUGGAAGCAGUAGCUCGAAAUCCAAGGACAGCAAUAAGGACAAAAAGGAGGAUGAGGAAGAAUUGGAAGAUAAGAAGCAAGCAGCUCAAUAG